UGUCCACAUGUUGAUUUCUCAUACUCCAAUGAAUUUCUUCACGGAGUCACUCCACCUUUUCCAGUUCAAAAGCUCACUAUUAUAACCAUCAACCACCACCAAUUUGUGGAGUUAAAAUUAAAAAAAAUUAAAACUAACUGAAGUAAAAUUUCCACACGCCUACCGACACGCCCGCCCGCCCUUAAAUCACCCCUUCUUCAGAAUUUACUCUGCUUAAUUGAAAAUCGCAUCAGAAAUGGAGUCAAGCUCUGGCUCCACCAACCACUCCGUCAGAGGAUUACCGACGCACGGCGGACGUUAUGUACAGUAUAAUAUUUACGGCAAUCUGUUUGAAGUUUCUACUAAGUAUGUUCCUCCUAUUCGUCCUGUCGGUCGAGGCGCUUACGGUAUAGUUUGUGCUGCUAAAAACGCGGAGACGCAAGAGGAAGUUGCCAUUAAGAAGAUUGGCAAUGCUUUUGAUAACCGGAUAGAUGCGAAAAGGACUUUGCGAGAGAUUAAGCUUCUUCGCCACAUGGAUCAUGAAAAUAUUGUUGCUAUCAAGGACAUCAUACGACCUCCACAGAAGGAGAAUUUCAAUGAUGUGUACAUUGUUUAUGAAUUGCUGGACACUGAUCUUCAUCACAUAAUACGUUCUAAUCAAUCCUUGACAGAUGAUCAUUGUCGGUAUUUUCUCUAUCAAUUGCUGCGAGGGCUCAAAUAUGUACAUUCAGCACAUGUUUUGCAUCGUGAUCUAAAGCCUAGCAAUUUGCUCUUGAAUGCUAAUUGUGACCUUAAGAUUGCGGAUUUUGGUCUUGCAAGGACAACAUCUGAAACAGAUUUCAUGACCGAGUAUGUUGUUACUCGUUGGUAUCGAGCUCCAGAAUUACUGCUUAAUUGUUCGGAGUACACUGCAGCAAUUGAUAUAUGGUCAGUGGGUUGUAUAUUAGGUGAAAUAAUGACCAGGGAACCAUUGUUUCCUGGAAAAGACUAUGUUCAUCAGCUAAGGCUUAUAACAGAGCUCAUAGGCUCGCCAGACGAUGAUAGCCUCGGUUUCCUUCGGAGUGACAAUGCUCGAAGAUAUGUGAGGCUGCUUCCACAGUACCCAAGGCAAAAUUUUGCGGCUAGAUUUCCUAACGUGUCUCCAGGUGCUAUUGAUCUGUUAGAGAGGAUGCUAUUCUUUGAUCCUAACAGGCGCAUCACUGUUGAUGAGGCGUUGUGCCAUCCUUACUUGGCACCGCUUCAUGAUAUCAACGAGGAGCCUAUAUGCGCAAUGCCUUUCAACUUUGAUUUUGAGCAGCCAUCGUUUACCGAGGAAAAUAUCAAGGAGCUUAUCUGGAGGGAAUCCGUAAAAUUCAAUCCCGAUCCCUGAUAUUUAGGUGAAAAUGUAUUGUAUACUUUUAGUGAAAUAUGGAUAUAAAUCCAAUAAUCAUCAUGGUUACAUAAACCGUCAUAGCCUUUGCAAAAAGAAGAUACAAAUGCACUGGGUGAAUUGCGAUUCACUCACUUCUUACAAAGAGUUUGUUAAAAUUCAUCUUGGGUUAUUUGUGUUAUUGAAGUGCCUGAGAUGGAGGAUAUGUUGUGUUCACCUUGAUCCGUGUAAGAGUUUAAUUCAGAGUUAUAGAGGCACACCGAUUUGAAUUUGGAUGUAGGUAACUAUCGGGCUGCCUAAAUUGCAUGACCGAGUUUAAUUCAGAGUUUAAUUCCUGGUUUUUACUCUUAGAAGCUUGAUUUGAAUUUGGAUGUAGGUAACUAUCGAGUUUAAUUCCUGGUUUUUACUCUUAGAAGCUUGAUUUGAAUGUAAGAACUUCUUUGAUUUGCUAGGUUUAUAAAUUUAUGUUGCCUUUUUAACAUGUAA
Mercurialis annua (annual mercury) is the source of this 1834-nucleotide messenger RNA. RefSeq names its product mitogen-activated protein kinase homolog MMK2. The transcript is spliced from 6 exons. Lineage: Eukaryota; Viridiplantae; Streptophyta; Magnoliopsida; Malpighiales; Euphorbiaceae. The record is from RefSeq and is a predicted model, not a curated record. Gene Ontology annotation, biological process: intracellular signal transduction; protein phosphorylation. The coding region runs from base 236 to 1348 and encodes 370 amino acids. Gene Ontology annotation, molecular function: MAP kinase activity; ATP binding. Gene Ontology annotation, cellular component: cytoplasm; nucleus.